Molecule: messenger RNA, 3238 nt
Organism: Camellia sinensis
Lineage: Eukaryota; Viridiplantae; Streptophyta; Magnoliopsida; Ericales; Theaceae
Product: protein TRM32
Source: RefSeq, a predicted model, not a curated record
UCCAAACUUACUCCAUUGACACCGUCUCUUUGUCACCUUCCCACCAAAACCCAGAAUUUUCUCAUACGUAUAUAGGGUAGCUGACGGGUAAAGGGGUCCUCAAACAGAUUUUGGCGUCUGCUGCUCGCUUGAAAAGUACUAGCUACAACAAGAAAAACCCCUCUUCCUCCUCGUCAUUCUUCUAUUCAUCGUAUACGUUAAUCCAACAUAACACAACCCAAACCCCCUUCUGCUAUAAAAUCAUAUAUUAAACACUUUAGUGUUCGAAUUUCAAUGAGCCUCACUCCUUUCUCUCCUCCCUCCUUAACCGACCCAAAGGUUGGAGGAGAUAGUGUCUGAAUUCCAUUAUCAAGUUCUUUGGAUUAUUGCUUAUAGUGUUAGAAAUGGGAAAGCACUUAUGGACUGAAUCCGAAGACGAGCUAUUUGAGGUUAAUCGUCCAAGCUGCAUGUGGGGAAUAAUUCAUGCUCUUGAUUGGCAUAACAGUGUUAAGAAGAUGCUACCCCACAAAAAGCAUAAUGGACCAAGACAUACCAAAGGCUAUGGCCGACCAAAAACAAGAUUGAAUGUCCAGGGUUUGGAUGAAGUGGAAAAUCUGCUGGAUGCUGAAGGAAGUCACUUCAUUAUUGAUCUGAGUACCACAAAAGCUAGCCCAACCAGAACCAACAAAAGGUCUCUCAAAGCUCGCUUAAAAGCAUUAGUUUUUGAAGAGAUUUCUAAAGAAGAGAGCUGCAGACGAAGGGGUUCAGGUUCUCCUCUACGAUCACGGUUGCAGCGAACUUAUUCAAUCCAUCACCGUGAAUCUUUUGAUCAUGGUCAUAAUGGAGAAAUAAACGGUUGGAGUCGCCCACUUGAUUUCCUUCACAGCAAUGCUGACAAUGACACUAGUGCCACGAGAUCGCAGGACCAAGGCAACACGAAUGGCGCUGAAAAGUUUAAUGUGGGUGGUUCUGAUAAUGUUUUGGAAUGCUUGGAGCAUGAACAGCUUGCUGAGAACCACACACUUCGCCCAGAGAAGUGUGAAAUGGAAAAGGAAACUUCAGUAAACCAGAAACAGACGGAAGAUAACCAGCAAAAUGGAAAUGCUUCGCAUUACGAGUGUAAGGCGUAUGUGGAUGUUCUGGAAAUAUUUAGGGUAAACAAGGACAUGUUUUUAAAAAUUCUGCAAGACACAGAUGAUGGUAUUGAAGAUUGCUUCCAUAAUCUUCAGGCUUCUGAAACGCAAGCAAGAUUAACUAAAUCAGGGUCAUAUCCUACAGCUGAUGUGUCAAGAACUAGAAAUUUUAGAUCUAGUACACUCAAAAACAAACAGAAUGAAGUUUGGUCCUUCUCAAAGGGAGAGAAGUUGUUCGCUGGUGCUCAGGCACCAAGGUUAGUUGCAUCCAAGUUUCCAAAGGAUCUCUAUGCAAAGUCAGAGGUUCUCAUUGCUGAUGAUAUUGGAGGCAAAAUGAGAAAUCAAGAUGCAUGUUUUUCUUCUACAGAUUCAACUCAGGGACAGAAUAAGCAAAUGAGUAAUACAAACAUGUCCAGCAGUAGUUAUGAAAUUGAUGGUUCUGGUUUUUAUCUCAGAAAGGGUACACCAACCCAUAGAAGAAUGUCCUCUGUAAACGAAUCACUGGGAAGAUAUGCUCAGUUGUUUCAGAAUAGUUUCAGCAAAGAGGCCAAGUUGAAUCACGCUAGUAGCUUAAAAUUGACAAAUGAAUAUGAGAUUCCAUCAGGUGGCCACGCUCCAAUAUCCUUCAAAAGGGUUCGCUCCCUGUCUCUAUCUCAUCUUGAUUUUAAUUCUUCCCUUCAGAGUGAGCCGCACUGCGACGCCCAUCUUUCAGGGAUACCAAUUACGACAGUUGUUGAUAGGAGUGAAAAUCUUGAAAGUGAUAGUCAUGAGUAUGAUGAGCUGAAGCGGUGUAAUCUUCCUGUAAGUACAGAGAAAUGUGUUCCACUAGAAGCUAAUGAAGAGACUGAGUGUCUCCAGAACAUUGUAGAAAAAAGUGAGGAACAUCUAGCUAGCUUGAUGGAACAUAUAAAUGAGCAUGUUACUGAUGAGAUGCUUGGGCUUGAUGAGGAAAUGGAUGAGCAAACAGUUGGGGAAAGCAAUUUGGACAAAGAACCGGAAAUUACUUCAGCAGAGAUUGUUAUCAAUAAUCUUCCGCAACCAAGUCCAGUUUCAGUUCUUCUGAACUGUAUCCAAGAAGAUGAAAUCAGCCCUACUGAUCUUCCAACCUCAGAAGGUUUGGAGCACAGAUGCAAUUUUGCUGAUGAGAAAGAAUCUUCAGUUGACUCACAAUAUAGGUCCAAGAGUGUUAAGAAUCACAGUCGUAUUGAAUUAUGUACAAAUGAUAAUGCUGACUUCAAUUAUGUGAGUGAUAUUCUUGAGUGCUCGGGCUUCAAUGAAAAUGGCUUCCAUGGACCAUGGUAUUCACAGGACCAGCCAUUGAACCCUUUGGUGUUUGACGAAGUGGAAGAUUGCUGGCCUCAUGAAUCCCAACAUUAUGAAGAGAAAAUCUAUGCCUGUUUUCAUCACCAGCUUCUGUUUGAUAUAAUCAAUGAGGUUUUACUCCAGAUAUAUGAUAGUUCUUUCCCAUACUACCCAAAAGCAUUGUCCUCCAAUUGUCGCAUAUGUCCAAUGCCAGUGAGGUACCACGUUCUAGAUGAGGUCUGGGCAAGAAUUAGCAAAACCCUGAGCUUGAGGCCAGGGGCUGAUCAGUCAGUGGACCAUGUUGUCUCUCAUGAUUUGGGGACAGAUGAUGGGUGGAUGAACCUCCAGCUGGAAUCCGAAUGUGUGGCUCUUGCGCUGGAGGAUAUGAUUUUUGAUGAACUUUUGGAAGAAGUAAUGUGUUCUUGAGAUUCUUGGGGCCAUAUCAGGUCGCAAUUUUCAGGGUCGUCUUGUAUUUUUUUCCAGGCAAGCCUCGUUACACAAAGUUUUGCGUUAAGUCCAUUGUGUGUAAAUAGUGUGUUCUUGUAGUAUAGGAAACUCUACGGUCCAUUUGAGUGUGAAAACUUUGUAGGGUUAGGGAAAAGAUGAAAACUUGGAAUCCAACAAUAGCUAUCCCGGCUGCUACAUGUUAUAGGAUUCCAAGCUUUCUUUUUAUUUGCUAUUCGAGUAUUUGUUGCCAACAUUCAUAGAGUUAUAGUUGAUAUGAAUGUAUAGGAUGGCUUCUAUAGUUGUUGAUUUUUGUUAUAGAGAAAAUUAGUUGAUUUCUUGUUUAACGUAAUUGAUUGAAGUUUUGUAGUUCCCCAAUG